Molecule: messenger RNA, 751 nt
Organism: Morus notabilis
Lineage: Eukaryota; Viridiplantae; Streptophyta; Magnoliopsida; Rosales; Moraceae
Product: transcription elongation factor SPT4 homolog 2
Exons: 5
Coding region: 39-416 (125 amino acids)
Biological process (GO): mRNA processing; regulation of transcription elongation by RNA polymerase II; positive regulation of DNA-templated transcription, elongation
Cellular component (GO): DSIF complex; nucleus
Molecular function (GO): RNA polymerase II complex binding; zinc ion binding
Source: RefSeq, a predicted model, not a curated record
UAUAGUAAGGAAAAGAAGAAAGAAAUUGGAAAUUGGAAAUGGAUAGGGAAAGGGAAAGCACGAGAGUGGGAAUCGCACCGGCCCAAAUCCCGACGAGCUUCGGCCACGAGCUCAGGGCUUGCCUCCGCUGUCGCCUCGUCAAAACCUACGAUCAGUUCAGAGAAUCGGGAUGUGAGAAUUGCUCUUUCUUCAAGAUGGACGAAGAUAACGAGCGCGUCGCCGAUUGUACCACUCCCAACUUCAAUGGUAUAAUCUCAGUGAUGGAUCCAGCUAGAAGUUGGGCUGCUCGCUGGUUGCGAAUCGGAAAAUUUGUUCCUGGUUGUUACACUCUUGCAGUCUCAGAGGCUCUCCCAGAGGAUAUGCAGAACUUAUGCGAAGAUGAGAGAGUGCAAUAUGUGCCACCAAAACGAGUGUGAAAGAUGGUUGAAUGUUGCAGCACUUGUCAUGUUUGAACAUAGUGAGUUGUGGUAAAAAUAUUUUCUGGGAGAGCUGUUGUACGCGGAAAGUGAUUGUCCAGUUGAAACAUUGCCUAAAGCGUUACAUUGCAAUCCAAAACCUUGUAAUUUAAUCAGAUUAUCAUCGAUUCUAUUUUGAUUUAUAUAUAAAGAUAGUUAAGUGGUAGAGAUGUGGACUAAUUGUGUCUAUCAACUGUAAGAACAAAGAAUGCAUGGAAUACGCAUUAGUAGAGCACAAGUUUGGGUAUUAGAGUUUAUCUUUAGGCUUGUGAAUACAUAGACGGAAACGCUAUUUU